UAUCUCAGCUGAUGCUCUUCUCCCUCCCUCCCUCUCUCUCUCUCUCUCUCUCUAUCUAUCUCUGACUCUCUCUCUCCCCUCAUCUUCACUGUACACUAUGGCUGUGUCCAAUCUUCUAUCAACUCCUCCCACCUUCUCCUACAAACAACCCCUGUACACAGCCUCACCUCUCUCUCUCAACCUCAGAAACCCAUCCCUUCUCUCUCUAACAAAUCGCACAACCAAACCCAGAAGGCUCAUAACUGCCCAAUCCAACGGUAGCGAUUCAGCAGACCCCCCAGACCGCUUAAUCUCAGCCGUCUGCUACUUCUACCCCUUCUUUGAUGGCAUACAGUACGGAAAAUACGUAAUCACCCAGGUUGCACCCAUUCAAGCCCUCAUUCAACCACUAGUCCCAGCUAUUAGGGUCUUCAAGAGCUUCCCUUUCAAUGGGUUCUUGGUGUUCUUGACCCUCUACUUUGUUGUUGUCAGAAACCCUAAUUUUAGUAGAUACGUGAGGUUCAACACUAUGCAAGCUAUAGUUCUUGAUGUGCUGUUGAUUUUCCCUGAUCUUCUGGAGAGGAGCUUCAAUCCAAGAGAUGGGUUGGGUUUGGAUUUGAUGAUGUGCUUAGACAGCACUGUGUUUUUGUUCCUUCUGGUGUGUUUGAUAUAUGGCUCAUCUUCUUGCUUGUUGGGUCAGCUGCCCAGAUUGCCGAUUGUUGCCGAUGCCGCGGACAGGCAAGUUCUAUGAACGCAUCAAUUUGGUCACUUUUGUUGAUUCUGUAACCAAUUUUUUUCUAUGUUCUGAAUGGAAAAUAUUAAUUGGUUUUGUUUAUUUACCGGUAAUGACAUAAGUUAUGUUAUACAUUUUUGUAUGUGCUU
Cornus florida is the source of this 861-nucleotide messenger RNA. Its product is annotated as protein TIC 20-v, chloroplastic. The transcript has a single exon. The coding region runs from base 98 to 730 and encodes 210 amino acids. Lineage: Eukaryota; Viridiplantae; Streptophyta; Magnoliopsida; Cornales; Cornaceae. The record is from RefSeq and is a predicted model, not a curated record.